Messenger RNA from Phytophthora sojae, 369 nucleotides. RefSeq lists its product as hypothetical. The annotation marks the transcript as partial. The transcript is spliced from 2 exons. Lineage: Eukaryota; Oomycota; Peronosporomycetes; Peronosporales; Peronosporaceae. The record is from RefSeq and is a predicted model, not a curated record.
AUGACUGACCCCAGGCAGCUGGUGGUGUUGUGCAUGAUGUCGGAGACCCGUCAACGAAUGCUGGAUGCUGUCAAAGAUCUGCGACGGCGCCUUGGUGAGGAGAGGAAACGCGCCGAACACGCUCGCAUGGUCCGUAUCCGACACUACGUGACCGCUUCCUGUCUACCAGCUCCACGGCUAGCCCCCUGGAUGUAUAUCUGGUGGUUCGGCAGCGAUAAGAAUUUCAUAAAGAUCACCAGCCUCUGCCGGCGUUCGUUCAUGCGCCUGCUAGAGCGAUUCAGCAUGCUCUACGAUAUCCCGGGAUACAACCCCAAAGGAGGGAGGCCAAGAAAGCUUCAGAAUCACCACCAGGUGCUGGGUGUCUUAGUG